UGAAUAGACGCGUUCGGCGUUCUUUCUUACGAUUUCAAUGUACUGGUCGAUUUCGGUUCGUAGCGUAGCGUCAUUUCGAAGCCGGUUUUCCGUGUAGUGUGAUGUAUUUUUGACAAAAAUCGUUGCGAACGUGAAAUUUUUGUUACUUAUCGUAUUUAAAACACUGUGGUAACUUUAUUCGACCUUUUUUUAACCGAUCUUUCGUUAUUAUCCAGCAGAUUUUCAUUUCAGUGGGUUAAAGCCAAAAUGAGUUACUACAACCCGAGUUUUAAUCAAUCUACAGGCAUGACACGUGGUCGAGGAUAUUCUCCCCGUGGCUCGUACAGGGGCGGUUCAGGUCGUGGAGGCUCGUGGGGCGGUGGCCGAGGGGGCUACACCCCUAGGGGAGGUGGCAGCAGAAGUUUUGAUUCAUUUUCCAGUUCGUUUGACUCUAGGUCGAAGUAUGGUAGUUCAAGUGAUAGAUACUCAGGGUCACGAGGCCAUGGAGGACAUGAUGAUUUUCGCAAAUCCUACAGAAUGGAUUCGAGUUAUUCGUCUGGACGCGAUAGCGGUCAUAGAUCUCCAGAGCGAAAGAGACCUAGAAACGAGGCCCCUAGUUCACGUCACGAUAGUUCUUAUGGUGGGUAUGGGUCGAGUACGAGUCGAUAUGAUUCAAGCUAUUCUGAACGCAGAAGCUUUUCAAGUGACCGACAUCCUGCACCGUUCUCACGAAGAGAUGAAUUUCGUAGACCGUCUGGUCCUCCAAGAGGAGGAUACAGAGGGCGUAUCAGUUCACGAGGCUCGCGGGGUCUGAAGCUUAGAGAUCGUCCACCUCGAAGACGCCUCAUUGAAAAUUCAUAUGCUGUGCGUAAACGCAUUAUACCUUCACGUGCAUCAGACUACGCCAGGAGACUUAAAAUUUCCAAAAUGAGGAGCGCUAUCGCGGCUCGUAAGAAACGAGCAAGCGACAAGGAGGACGACUCCGAUGAAGAGAAGGAAGAUAAAGAUGAAGAGGAAGAAAAGAACGAUGAAGAAAUCAAAAAGGAGAUAGCAGAAGGAGAGGAAGACGAAACGUCCGCUAAAAAGGCGAACGACAAAGACGACGCCUCUGAUAAGGAAGACAAGUCCGAAAAUAAAGACGAAUCUUCCACGCGCAAGACGUUCAUCAAGCUGAACUGCCCACAUUGUGGCAUUAAAGCUGUCACGUUUCGAAAGUACGAUCUACAUUUGCAGGGUAGGACUCACAUGAUGGCGAUGAGAAAAGUUUCUAUCAAGCAAAAGUCGAUUUUGGCACAAAUGAGAUUGGCUCAGAGAAACGCUCAAAACGAACUUGAGAAAACAAGUGACGAUCUAGCACCCAGGACUAACUUCUGUCCGUUGUGCAAACUGAAUUACAAACAACGUAAAGCGGUUCAUCAGAAUUCCGAGGCGCACAAAAAUAUGAAGAAAUUCCUUAUGCCAUAUUGUAAGCUCUGCAGUAUCACAUUCAAGAGUCCGAUGAUGUACGAGAGCCAUUGUUGUUCUAUUGAACACUUGAAGCGAAAGCAACGAGUUGAGAACGGGGAGAAUAGCGAUGAGUUUGAUGAUGAGACUAAUCUUGAAAACUUCACGACGAUCGAUUCCGUAGGAAUUGAUGGAGAUGCUUCAGAGGAAGACGACAAGAAGGACAUCAAUAAAGAACCCGUGAGCGUGGGAAUCGAACAGAUUCGAAAAGUUGAAGCAUAUUAUUGCGACCUUUGUAAGAUGUAUGUUGGACGAGGCAAUGACGAGAUGAUUCCUUCGAUCUUGGCUAGACACUGCAAGCAAAGAACUCACAUGCAGAGAUACAUUAGAUACAAGGAGGAUAAAGACUUGGAGAAACGCGCAGAAAAACUGCAGAGAAAAGAAACUGCCGAAAAAGAAGACAAAGAAAGGCAGAACAGAGAAAAUAAUGUUGAAGACUCGGAAACUAAUCAGAAGCAGACUGAAACAUCGAAAGAAGAAAAGGACGAGGAGAGUGCCAAUAAGACUUUGGACGAUGAAGAAGCGCGAGACGAUAAACUUUGGGCUGACGUAGACAAAGAUUUGGACGACAUAUUAGCCAAAGAGGGGACUAAGAGUUCGGAUGAAGACGAGGACGUGAAUGGGGAACGCUACGAUCGAUUUAAGUAUAGCGAGAAGAACGGAGACGAGAAAACUGUCAAGAAAGAAGGAGAGGAUGCAGAAGUCGGUUCCGCUGAAAAAAAAGAUACAGUUCCGGGAGAAAAGUAGACAACGGCUUCGCAUUGUAUUUCUUUUUAUAAAUAUAUAUAACUAUUUUUAAUUUCAGUUGUAUUAUAGAAUUCAGUUUAUGUUAAUGUGAGUGUAGGCGUAGUGUAGUUCUUAACUUUGAUAUUUGUAACAUUUCAAGUAUGUUCUUUUCAGUCAACAUGUGUUAGUUUGAUAUACUUGAAUACAUAAGAAGGGUUAAUUGCACCGUACCCAAUUUGCAAAGCUUGUAUUCAGAGACUUGAAUUCUCAAUAAACAAUAAAUAUGAUGAAAACGGA
Messenger RNA from Zophobas morio, 2505 nucleotides. Its product is annotated as zinc finger protein on ecdysone puffs-like. Gene Ontology annotation, molecular function: nucleic acid binding; zinc ion binding. Lineage: Eukaryota; Metazoa; Arthropoda; Insecta; Coleoptera; Tenebrionidae. The record is from RefSeq and is a predicted model, not a curated record. Bases 247 to 2229 code for a protein of 660 amino acids. The transcript has 9 exons.